Molecule: messenger RNA, 1228 nt
Organism: Branchiostoma floridae (Florida lancelet)
Lineage: Eukaryota; Metazoa; Chordata; Leptocardii; Amphioxiformes; Branchiostomatidae
Product: general transcription factor 3C polypeptide 6-like
Exons: 3
Coding region: 60-719 (219 amino acids)
Biological process (GO): transcription by RNA polymerase III
Cellular component (GO): transcription factor TFIIIC complex
Source: RefSeq, a predicted model, not a curated record
AGCACCUAUAGCUCCGGGAAACAGGCAUUUUUACUCAAAAGAGAAAUAGAAGGACAAUAAUGGCACAGAAACAAGACGACGCAGAGGCAGAAGAGUACGAGGAAAUUGAGGAUGAAUCCCUGGUGCUUGUGGAGCUGACAGGAAUCAUCGACUCGGACUUUUUACGUACAGGCUCGGGACAGUGCAAGUUUGUGGGCAUCGACAGCGAGCAGCCGGUCUUACAGAUGGAUAGGUACAUCUUCGCAGGUGAAUAUGAGGACACAGUUGGCACCUGUGUAAUGUUUGAGGAGGGGAGUCUGGAUGAGGAGGAGGGAGAUACCCAGCUGGCAUACAUGUGCCACACGGCCAAGAAACUAAACAUGACAAGAUCGUUCCUCACAAGCAAAAACGAUGACACAGACGCCAUGUCGUUUCUACGGGAGGACAAUCCGUACCACCGGCGAGCGCUGAAGAUCGCCUCCUCCUGCACCUUACAUGUCAAACCUGACAAGUCUGCCAGCGAGGGGACCACAUCAGACGGGAGAGAGGUACCCAGCAGUGGUGAGAAGCCGAGGGAAGGCACUGAAGAUGUGGAGAUGAUAGAAGAUGUUGGAACUGAGAAAUUGAAACAUGUAGAAAGUCAUGUAAAAGACAGUCAUGAUACAAUAGGUGAUGAGACACAACCAGAGGAAGAAACAGUUAAUGUAGAAAAAGAGCAAGAAAAUUCCUCAGAUAGAUAAUACUAUUAUAACAUAUUUAUCAUAAUGUUAUAUGUGUGUGGAUGUGCUAGAUAAAAUCCAGUUGUCAACGUAAUGAGUGAACAAAAUCAUGUGUGUUGUUCACACAUAAACUCUCCCAUUUGUAUUCAGACAAUGCCUAUAUUGUUACAUAAAAAUGUAAAAAGUUCAUCUGUGCCAGUUACAGAAAUGAUUUUAGUCACACCAAGGAGGUUAAAGAAUGAUUAUACACCAUUACCAUAUCAAGCAUUUUUAACCCUUGGCUUAAAGAUAAAACAUAAUGCCAUUGCCAUUACAAUUACAUUGAAAAAAAAAUAUAGAAAUGUUAUCAUUGUAUGUCAAAAGAUGUCUGCAUUGACAUUUAUACGAGUAUAAAAUUCUACAGCAAAACUAGAUUGUUCAACAUUUGUAUUUGAUACAACAUCGUACAUCAAAAUCAUAUCAUAGCCCUGAUUGCACAUCAUAGCACAAGAUUGUUUAUACAUGUACAACCAAUAAAAUAACAAAACACC